AUGUCCCCGACUCGCGAGACCGGAAUCCAACAGGCCAUCACGGACUACCGGACGCGCAAGUAUCCGUCGAUCCGCGCGUGCGCGACCGCCAACGAGGUCAACUACGCGACGCUCAGCCGCCGACUCAAGGGCAGCACGCAGUCGGCCACGCUGUCGCACGAGCCGCAGCAGCUGCUGUCCAACGCGCAGGAGGUUACGCUGAAGGGGUGGAUCCUCGACCUGGAGGCGCUCAGCGGCAAGCCGUUGAGCUUCGAUUCGGUGAAUAAACUCGCCGGUAUCUUGAGCACGACGACCGGAGGGUCCGGUCUGGUCGGUCAUAACUGGCUGCCACGGUUUAUUCGACGGCACCCGGACAUUCGCUCAAAGGUCGGACCGCAAAAGACACCAAAGCAGUAA
Molecule: messenger RNA, 396 nt
Organism: Fonsecaea nubica
Lineage: Eukaryota; Fungi; Ascomycota; Eurotiomycetes; Chaetothyriales; Herpotrichiellaceae
Exons: 1
Coding region: 1-396 (131 amino acids)
Source: RefSeq, a predicted model, not a curated record